Molecule: messenger RNA, 1705 nt
Organism: Lepus europaeus (European hare)
Lineage: Eukaryota; Metazoa; Chordata; Mammalia; Lagomorpha; Leporidae
Gene: ADORA2B
Product: adenosine A2b receptor
Exons: 2
Coding region: 7-1005 (332 amino acids)
Biological process (GO): adenylate cyclase-activating G protein-coupled receptor signaling pathway; G protein-coupled adenosine receptor signaling pathway; vasodilation
Cellular component (GO): membrane
Molecular function (GO): G protein-coupled adenosine receptor activity
Source: RefSeq, a predicted model, not a curated record
CCGGCCAUGCAGCUGGAGACGCAGGACGCGCUGUACGUGGCGCUGGAACUGGCUAUCGCCGCGCUGUCGGUUGCGGGCAAUGUGCUGGUGUGCGCCGCGGUGGGCACGUCGAGCGCGCUGCAGACGCCCACCAACUACUUCCUGGUGUCCCUGGCAGCGGCGGACGUGGCCGUGGGGCUGUUCGCCAUCCCCUUUGCCAUCACCAUCAGCCUGGGCUUCUGCACGGACUUCCACAGCUGCCUCUUCCUCGCCUGCUUCGUGCUCGUGCUCACUCAGAGCUCCAUCUUCAGCCUCCUGGCCGUGGCCGUCGACAGGUACCUGGCCAUCCUUGUCCCGCUCAGGUAUAAGAGUUUGGUCACUGGGACCCGAGCCAGAGGAGUCAUUGCCGUCCUCUGGGUCCUCGCUUUUGGCAUUGGACUGACUCCAUUCCUGGGGUGGAACAGCAAGGACAGUGCCACUGCCAACUGCACGGAGCAGCGGGAUGGAACCACAAACGAAAGCUGCUGCCUCGUCAAGUGUCUCUUUGAAAACGUGGUCCCCAUGAGCUACAUGGUCUAUUUCAACUUCUUUGGGUGCGUCCUGCCCCCGCUGCUCAUCAUGCUGGCCAUCUACAUCAAGAUCUUCCUGGUGGCCUGCAGGCAGCUCCAGCGCACCGAGCUCAUGGACCACUCGAGGACCACCCUUCAGCGGGAGAUCCAUGCGGCCAAGUCGCUGGCCAUGAUCGUGGGGAUCUUUGCCCUGUGCUGGCUGCCGGUCCAUGCCAUCAACUGCGUCACUCUUUUUCAGCCGGCUCAGGCCAAGGAUAAGCCCAAGUGGGCCAUGAACACGGCCAUUCUCCUGUCCCACGCCAAUUCAGUCGUCAACCCCAUCGUGUACGCCUACCGGAACCGAGACUUCCGGGAAACUUUUCACAAAAUCAUCUCCAGGUAUGUUCUCUGCCAGACAGAUAUCAAGAGUGGGAAUGGGCAGAGCGGAGCCCAGCCUGUUCUCAGCAUGGGCCUAUGACCCAGGCUCCAGCCUCUUGGAGAAGGCACAGACUCACAGCAAACAAAAGGACGGGACACGACUGGCUGAUCUCCUUGGGAGGGGACAGCCACACCUCACGAGUGUCUUCCUGGAGUUCCACAUACCCACCUAGGACGAGCGUGCUGUUAGCGGGCUCCAAGGGUGGACACGUCCAAGAAUAUUUAUGCUUGUAUUUGGCUGCUCUUGUCGUGGCUGAUACCAUUGACUUGGAGAGUCUAAAAGAUUGCUCUAUAUUUGUAAGCAUCUGCCUCCUUUGUGGUAGAAAAUGACAAACUGUUUUUACUGUGAAACACUGUGAACUCCUAUACUGCAAAUGUUUUUUAACUUAGAGAAUGGAAAAAGAAGAGUUUGGUGGUACUAAAAAUGUAUACCUGUUCCUGGGAAGACAACCAGGAAAAUUAAAAGUUUAAUUCUUCAACCAGGAAACCACUGUGUUGAUUUGGGGAAAUGAUAGGCUCGUAAAAUCUUAAGCGGAAUUAUCAUCAGGGAGCGAUUUUAAGUGCUAAUCUCUUCCGAAUACAGAAAACUACCCCAGAAGAAGAGUCUGGAGCGAUGGGCUCCUUCCCCUACUGGCUUCCCUCUUCUUGGGUGGGGCUAGGUGGUGAAAUUUGCUUUUCUCCCAAGUUCAAGUUUGGCCAAGCUGCUGGAACCCACAGUGUGAAAAUCUUACUUAGUAAAA